AUGGCGCACGCGCCCUGGGGGCGAGACUCUUCAAAGACCUUCCCGGGCCUGCUCUGGGCAAGGCCGCGCCGGGCGCGCGCUGGGGGCGAGACUCUUUCGCGACUAAAGACCCUCCCGGCCUGGUCUGGGCAAGGCCGCGCGCGCCUUGGGGGCGAGACUCUUCCGCGACUACAGACCCUCCCAGACCUGCUCUGGGCAAGGCCGCGCGCGCGCUGGGGGCGAGACUCUUUCGCGACUAAAGACCCUCCCGGGCCUGCUCUGGCCAAGGCCGCGCGCGCCCUGGGGGCGAGACUCUUCCGCCGCGCGCGCCCUGGGGGCGAGACUCUUCCGUGCUUCUAUGAGAACCAAGUGAACGGCUACCCCUGUGACGACAACAUCUUCUAUACCCUCAAUGACUCAUGCCAGAACGGCUUUUGCGAGGGCAUCGCGGAUUUUUGUUUGGGGUACAACGUAUCAUGCGAUCCGCUGAGUUCGUGUUUAUCUGGUGGCGAGUGUCAUCCCUCCACCGGCCGCUGCACGUAUGAGAAGUUGCCGGACGAAACGCCUUGUGACGACGGGCGGGAGUUUACUGUUCAGGACAUGUGCCAGAAUGGCCUGUGCGUAGGCCGUCCACAGGAUCUUUGCGAGCAGCGAGGGGUGGUGUGCGAGGCACCGAACUGGUGCUACGAUCCAGGCCGAUGUGAUCCGAAGACCGGGCUGUGCAGUGAACCAACGCUGGCUCCUGGAUAUCGGCCGUGCAAUGACCAAGACCCCACCACAAGCAACGACUCGUGCAUUGAAGGAGUUUGCAUGGGCAUGCUGGCCGACGGUUACGAGUAUCAGACCAUUGGAGCAGGCGAAUGUGUUGAUCGUGAAAAUCGGCGUAUGGCCCGUUAUGCGGGAGAUGUGAAGGAUCAGCGGGAAUGUGAGAGAAUCUGCACAGGCGAUCCGCAGUGCGCCGGAUACGCAUACAACUUUCCGCUGUGUAGCAUCUACGGCACGGUGCGCACAACAAUUCCGAUGGAAAUGCCAACGUGGUCUUUCCAGGCGGGCACGGACCCCUUGGGUGUCAUUAUCGAAGCUUCACAGGUGAUGACAGACGUGCAAAGGCGCUCGAUCUGCCGAAGGAAAGGUGUGGUGCCAGAUCGGAUUGUGUCGCCUUCUGACGUCGAGGUGUCAGCGGACGAGUUCUUUUCACCAGUGAGGAUCGGAAUCUUCUUCCUGGUGCUCUUGGGCUGCUUCUUUGCCUUGCCGCUGACGGACUACAUCUCCAGGCUUCUGAAAUGCAGGAAGGAUCCCCUCGAGGAGAUUGCUUCGCAGGUCGCCCAGGAUCCGGCGCAGUAUGACGAAAGUCCCCACACUGAGAAGGGGUACAGCGAAGAUCAGCUUGCUCUCGAGCAGGAGGAGUAUCCGGGAUUGGAGGGCCUUCGAGACGCAGCCAACGCCGAUGAUCCCGUUCUGCCGAACGAGGCGCUUGACUUUCUGUUAUCUUGUUCAGACGGAUUUAUACCGAUCAACACAGAAACCGUUGCUUAUCUACCAGUUGCCACACUGUUGCGUCAACAGUAA
This is a messenger RNA of Symbiodinium sp. CCMP2592, 1548 nucleotides long. The record is from the annotation of a GenBank genome assembly. Lineage: Eukaryota; Dinophyceae; Suessiales; Symbiodiniaceae.